GGGGAGUGGUCUGCUGAUGUAGCCGGUCUGGAUCGCAGUCUCCCGGCCCGCCGUGAUCCUCCUUCCUCUCCCCCGCCUCGUCGUCACUUCCAGCCGGGCCGCUGACGGCGCUCAGUCCGGCUCUGAAACCAUGGAGCUCCGGUCGAUCUUCCCCGCGCUGCUCUGCCUCUCUGCCGCCGCGCUGCACUCGGUGAACGGCGCCUUUUCACGAAGAGGACCGAAGGUCACCGAGAAGGUGUUUUUUGACAUCACAGUGGGAGGUCACGAGGUGGGGCGCAUCGUCAUUGGUCUGUUUGGAGAGGUCGUCCCUCUUACUGUUAGCAACUUCGUCGCCCUGGCAACAGGAGAGAAAGGUUACGGCUACAAGGGGACAAAGUUUCACAGAGUCAUCAAGGAUUUUAUGAUCCAGGGAGGAGACUUCACAGCUGGAGACGGAACCGGAGGUCACAGCAUCUAUGGGACAACAUUUGCAGACGAAAACUUUAAACUGAAGCAUCUAGGAGCCAGCUGGGUGAGUAUGGCCAAUGCUGGUCCGGACACCAACGGCUCUCAGUUCUUCAUCCUGUCCACCAAAGCACCGUGGCUGGACGGGAAGCACGUGGUUUUCGGCAAAGUUCUGGACGGGAUGGCCGUCGUUCACACCAUCGAGCUUCAGGACACCAACGACAGAAACCUGCCGCACACCGAGUGCGUCAUCGUCAACAGCGGCCGGAUCCCGGUCAAAGAGCCGUUCGUGGUGGAGGUGGACGGCUGGUAAAUCCUGGAGGACAAACACUCAAUAUCAAUGUGAAACUCCAUUUCAGUUAGUGCCAAACUAAUUUUUUCAAUUCAUUUGCAUAAUUGAACAGUAAUGCCAACACAUUGGACAGGAUAUAUGUUUGGAUUUUCUUAGAGAAACUUAGUUUUUCAUUUGAGCUACUAAAAAAGUGGAACUAUUCCAACAAUGGAAUUAAAUGCAAGCAAGCUAGCAUAAUAGACACAUCACUGAAACGCUAACUAAAUCCUAGCUAAUGUUAGCAUGUUUACAUGGUCCAAAGGUAUGCUAGCCUGCUAGCUGUGGGACAGAUGUUAACACAUGGAAAAGCAGCUAGCAAAUUUAGAAUCAGUGCAGGUUUGGCCUUCACAUUAACUAGUUUGAGGUUCAGUUGGCACAAAUUCACAAAUUGUUCAUGCUAAUAUAUCAAAUCAUAUCAAGGAUGAAUAUUAUAAAACAACUUUUUUAAUGCUUGUAAAAGUUUAGUUAAAACCACGUCAGGCAUCAUAAUACAGUUCCCAAAUAUUUCUCUUGUCAAAAACCAGAAUAAAAAGAAACUAAAAUUCAGAUUGAAAAAUGUGAUAUUUUGCAUUACAGUCACACUGAAAGCACUACAGGCUGUUUUAAUAUUUAAUCCCUUAAAGUUUAUAUAUUUUUAAAAAAAAUUAGCUGUGGCGCAGGUGUUAAAUAAAAUACUAAUAGAUUAUGAACAACCAAUACAAAUUAUUUAUGAUGCAAAUCAGCGACAUUAGGCAUCAUUAGGUUGAACAAAUAACAUUUUCUCAUCAGGAAUGAUAGGACUCUUGGUAUGUGUAGAAAAUGCAUCAAUAGGCAAUUCGGCUGCAUUAAACCCCAAAAUGAUUGAAGGUAAAGGGCGUGAAAAUAUAAGCUCCAUUUGUGAAAGAGCCAUUUUAUGCAGAAUGCACUGGUUGGAACAUGACAUGCCAUCUACACGUUAUGCAGUUGUGUUAUUAAUAAAAGAGCAAGCAUGUUUCUAUAAAAAAUAGGGCUUAUAUAUAUAUGCAUGUUAAUUACAUUUUACUGAUGCACCAGAUUAUUAUACUUUAUUAUUCUCAUAUGUUCCCAUAAGAUAUUUAUUUACAAAAUCUGAACAGAAACAAUCUAGAAACCUUUUGCAUUGGACACAAAUUAAAAUAAAUUUUAUUACUAUAUGUGAGCACAUAUUCAACCUCUGUCACCAAUUAGUUUUAUUUCAUACAUAUUUAUCAGGUUCUCUGUAGUUUAUGUUGGCAUGCGUGUAUAUUUAGUAUCUGUGUAAACAUAAAAGAGGCUGUUUUACUUUUUUACAGAGGAUAUUAUUAUAAAUGCAGGGAUGAUGCUGUGAAAUAAUAAAACCCAGAGUUGUAGCUCUAUGUGCCAAAUGGUUCAGCUCUAUGAAACACAUCUUAUGCAUUUAAUCUGAACAUAUGAGACGUUCAAUGCCUGUUUUUAACUUUAUGCCAAAAAACUCAGUAGCAAGUGUCAAAUGUUGUAGCAAAACCAUCUUUAUUGCAUUUUUAAAAAGAUUAUGCAUCAUAUCAUGUUUACUAAAACUACAGCACAAAUUUGCAUAAGUGAAUAUUAAAUAAUGUGGAAUGAGUGAUGAUCUGUCAGUACUGAUGUUUACUGUUGCAUUAUGUCAAUGACUGUGAUCCUGUUGGAUAAAAAGACUGUUAUUUUUAUCCAACUGUUUUUAUUACCUGAAAGACUUGUUGUAGCAUUAAUGCAAAAAUGUUUAUCCUCAUAUUGAAUCUUAUGCAGUUUAUCAGAAGAGCAAAGUGCCAACCACUGAUGUUUUUCUACAAUAAAACUGGAUUAUUCUAAAAUGA
Molecule: messenger RNA, 2583 nt
Organism: Poecilia latipinna (sailfin molly)
Lineage: Eukaryota; Metazoa; Chordata; Actinopteri; Cyprinodontiformes; Poeciliidae
Gene: ppic
Product: peptidylprolyl isomerase C
Exons: 6
Coding region: 131-757 (208 amino acids)
Biological process (GO): protein peptidyl-prolyl isomerization; protein folding
Cellular component (GO): cytoplasm; intracellular membrane-bounded organelle
Molecular function (GO): cyclosporin A binding; peptidyl-prolyl cis-trans isomerase activity
Source: RefSeq, a predicted model, not a curated record